Diceros bicornis minor is the source of this 2001-nucleotide messenger RNA. It is a transcript of the gene SBSPON, whose product is annotated as somatomedin B and thrombospondin type 1 domain containing. The record is from RefSeq and is a predicted model, not a curated record. The transcript is spliced from 5 exons. NCBI's taxonomy places the organism in Eukaryota, Metazoa, Chordata, Mammalia, Perissodactyla, Rhinocerotidae. Bases 74 to 868 code for a protein of 264 amino acids.
GGCCGCGCUCUCGGAGGAGCACCGCGCCUGCCCCGAAGGUCUGCGGCUUCGCGGGCGCCCCGGAGCGCUGGCCAUGAGGGCUCUGUGGAUGGCGCUGUGCGCGCUGGCGCGGCUGUGGCCCGGGGCCCUGGCCGGCUGCGCCGAGGCGGGGCGCUGCUGCCCGGGCCGGGACCCCGCCUGCUUCGCCCGCGGCUGGAGGCUGGACAGGGUCUACGGGACGUGCUUCUGCGACCAAGCCUGCCGCCUCACCGGGGAUUGCUGCUUCGACUACUCCAGGGCGUGCCCAGCUCGCCCGUGCAUCGUGGGGGAGUGGAGCCCCUGGAGUGGCUGCGCCGACCAGUGCAAGCCCACGGCCCGCGUGCGCAGGCGCUCGGUGCAGCAGGAGCCCCUGAACGGAGGGGCGCCCUGCCCGCCCCUGGAGGAGAGAGCCGGCUGCCUGGAGUACUGGACGCCCCAGGGCCAGGACUGCGGCCACUCCUUCGUCCCUGCCUUUAUAACUACCUCUGCGUUCAACAAGGAGAGAACCAGACAAGCCGCAUCUCCACGGUGGUCUACAGACACAGAGGAUGCCGGCUACUGUAUGGAGUUCAAGACAGAAUCAUUGACUCCUCACUGUGCUAUGGAAAACCGACCUCUGACUCGAUGGAUGCAGUAUCUCCGAGAGGGGUACACCGUGUGUGUAGAUUGUCAGCCUCCAGCUAUGAACUCUGUGAGCCUUCGUUGUUCUGGAGAUGGCCUGGACUCUGAUGGAAAUCAAACUCUUCAUUGGCAAGCAAUUGGCAAUCCUCGAUGUCAAGGAACUUGGAAGAAAGUUCGGCGAGUAGACCAGUGUUCUUGUCCGGCUGUUCAUAGUUUUAUUUUUAUAUAGGUUGCAAUAUAAAUAUUUUAAAAUGUGUUUGUAGACAUGAUAAAUAUUAGCAAGUCAGGUUCAGUGCUUCAUAAACCUUCGAAAACUGGCCAAAGUCCCUGAACACACGUCAUUGAUGUACUCUAAAGUAGAGAAAGAAAAUUUAGGGGCCAGUUCUCAAGAAACACAGUACUUUUUUAUUUUUACUAAGUUGAGGACCCACCCUAAAGACUCCCGUGGUUUUAUGUCCUUAACCCUCCACCUGGAGUCCUCCCAUUCAACAGGUGGCCCAUGCCACACAGAAUACAUGUCUGUUUGCACUAAAAUUACUACAUUUUAGUGGUCCAUUUAUUGGUAAGUUGUCAUUUAAGAGUAUCCACACUUUGAGUCUUGCAUUCCUUCUUUCUAUCCCAUAAUCUCUUAAAAACUUCUUACUUUAAAAAAUGUAUACUCUCACACAUACAUUUUCCAUAUGUUAUUCCAUAAAUUAUGAAAUAAUAAUUUCAAGCAAAUUGUCACAAAUAAUUUUCCACAGGACAAGCUGUUUAAGAUUUAGUAAGAAUUUUGUAAUGAAAAACCAACAGCUAUGCUAAAAAUACCUUUUUGAAGAAGAAGAAAUUUCUUCAAGUGAAAUGAUUCAUCAAAUGUUCAUUCUAGGUCAGUACAAGUUCCUUUAAAUAUUAUAAUUUUCAUGAAGUGAAAUUUUGGCAUGAAGGAAUGAAACAAUUGCUUUAAUUAUGAAAAUUCUACCAUCAUUGGCAUCUUAAGAUUAUUUCCAAGGCUUGAAGCCUGAAGCUGACUAAAAUAAUCUCCCAGAGUCCAACUUCAAGUUUAGGUGAAGUAAACUUUACUACUUUUUUUCUACAUCAUACAUUUUUUUAUGUUUGGAGUAAUAGGCAGAGGUAUUGAUUAUAGAAGGCAUGGAUUUUAUUACAAAUGUUACAAUCUCACACACACAGAGAAUUAUUAGUCUCCUUCUUGUAUGAUUGGAAAAUCAGAGAACCAGAGACAAAGUGGCUUAUUUAGGGAUCUGGAUGACAGAUCAUUCUACGAGUCAGCCUGAGCCCAGUCUCAGCUCCUCAUCCAGGGCUCAGCUCUGAUAAAAGCCUGACUGUGCCAAAGACUGUGCCGUAAAAGCUAAGCCCUCUUCAUUU